Molecule: messenger RNA, 2128 nt
Organism: Olea europaea var. sylvestris
Lineage: Eukaryota; Viridiplantae; Streptophyta; Magnoliopsida; Lamiales; Oleaceae
Product: solute carrier family 35 member F1-like
Exons: 11
Coding region: 843-1742 (299 amino acids)
Biological process (GO): transmembrane transport
Cellular component (GO): membrane
Molecular function (GO): transmembrane transporter activity
Source: RefSeq, a predicted model, not a curated record
UUAUUAUUAUUUUACCAUGAUCAUUCCGUUUUCUUUUGAUUACUUUGUUUUUCUAAUGGAUUUCAUUGGGUCUCUCUCAGUUUUUUUGCAUAGUGGUAAGGCUAGCACGACUUGGUAUUAGCUCAGUUGCAGAGCGUGCCUCUGACAAUUGUUUUUUUGCCUGGGCUGAGAGCCCUUUUUGGUGCAACUGAAGUGCUUAAAUAUGCACCAUAUUUUGGUUGCAUUGUGUGUGUUUCAUUAUUUGCUAGUUGUAACAUAUACUUUCUCUCCUGUUAUACAUUUUGAACACAGUUUUCAUAAUCAUUUUUCCUAUCUAGUAUGUUUUAAACUGUUUCGAAUAAUUAGAAAUUUCAUAAUGUAACGACCGGGCCCUGUGCCCAAGUUGUUAUAUUAUAUGCACUCUCUGUUUUGGGAUCCUCACGAUUUUCUAUCGCGUCAUCCAAAAUUCGAACCCAAGAUCUGUGUCUUAUGAGAGACUUAAGUUGAAUUCUAUUACCAAUUUGCAAAGAUUCGAUCUUUAUGCUCAAACCGUUAUCUUAUAUACAGUCGGCUUUAAAAGAGCCGGAGCCACUUACCUUUCAUGGCUUUUUGUCGCCUUCCUGGGAUUUGAAUCCCAAGACAUUUGCCCUACGAGGGACUUAAGUUGAAUCUCGAUAUUAGUGGGUCCAAUUGGGUUCAAACCUUUGAGGACUCGACAAAAAGUUGUAAGGGAUAAGAUGGACUCAGGCUCUUCCAAAAAGGGACAAUACAUAAGUUAACGGCUUGUAUACAAAGGUAUCAAUGCACCAACUUCUCAGUCCUUUCUGAAUUAUAUAUUAUUGGCGUUGGUGUAUGGAGGCAUUAUGCUCUAUAGAAGGAAAGCUCUCAAGCAGGCAAAAUGGUAUUACUAUGUCCUGCUUGGAUUGGUCGAUGUUGAAGCUAAUUUUCUUGUGGUGAAAGCAUACCAGUACACAUCCAUUACAAGCGUCAUGCUACUGGAUUGUUGGUCUAUCCCAUGUGUCCUAUUAUUCACCUGGUUCUUUUUGAAGACAAAGUACAGAUUCAAGAAGUUGGUUGGCGUAGUAAUUUGCAUUGCUGGUCUUGUGAUUGUUAUCUUUUCAGAUGUACAUUCUGCAGAUAGAGCAAGUGGUAGCAACCCUAUUAAAGGUGAUUUACUUGUAAUUGCUGGGGCCACGCUUUAUGCUGUUAGUAAUGUUGGUGAGGAAUUUUUUGUUAAAAGUGCUGAUAGAGUUGAACUCAUGUCAUUCUUGGGCAUUUUUGGUGCCAUUGUCAGCGCUGUCCAAAUAAGCAUACUCGAACGCAGUGAACUUAAAAGUAUUCACUGGUCAGCUGGGGCGGCGCUUCCUUUUGUCGGAUUUUCAGUGGCCAUGUUUUUGUUUUACUCAGGUGUCCCGAUCUUAUUAAAGAUUAGUGGGUCUACAAUGCUUAACUUGUCUUUGCUGACCUCUGAUAUGUGGGCUGUUUUAAUUCGUAUCUUUGCAUACCAUGAAAAGGUUGAUUGGAUGUAUUUUGUAGCCUUUGCUGUUGUUACUGCCGGGCUUAUUGUUUACUCAGUGGGCGAUAAAAUGGAGGAAAACCCUGCUGAGGUUGGAGACGAGGAGGUUGAGCAAAGCAAGCACUUUGACGAGGAGGCAGGUAUGAGUAACCCGGAUCACAAUUUUGCUUCUUCGAGUGCUGUUGAAAAAGAUGAAUUGGCAAGUAAUGACGACUUGAAAAAAGAGAGAGAAGGAAAAAAAUUUUGACAAAAAAAUAAUUUUUGUAGUUGGUAGGGGAAAUUCCUGCAUAAUAUCAGCUGCAAAGAAUGGUGAAGCACUGCCACUAUUGAAGUAGCAGCACAGCAUGGACAAGGCAAUCAUAAAUGAUUACUAUUAUUGUCCGAGUAUCGAAUAUUAUUUUAGCUUUUUAUUUUUGGGGAAAAAAAGGUUCUAUUUAGGAUUGUCUAAUUCGAUUGACCAAACACGACAUUCGAAUAUUGUGAUGUUGCGAUUUGAUAAAUGAGAUUAACUCUCUAAAUUAUUUUGUUAUUUAAAGUACCACGAUACACAAGUUCGCGGUUUAUGUAACACCUUAAUUUGCCACUUCAAGUAAGCACGACGAUUUGUAAGAGUUAUAUUUUAUUAUUAUUUUU